This is a messenger RNA of Drosophila biarmipes, 456 nucleotides long. RefSeq names its product U-actitoxin-Avd3l. The record is from RefSeq and is a predicted model, not a curated record. Gene Ontology annotation, molecular function: serine-type endopeptidase inhibitor activity. The coding region runs from base 66 to 338 and encodes 90 amino acids. The transcript is spliced from 2 exons. Lineage: Eukaryota; Metazoa; Arthropoda; Insecta; Diptera; Drosophilidae.
UAUAUAAACCUGUUAUCUGCCGAGAUAAGUCAAACCCCAUCAAGCAUCUUGAAAAUCCGUUCGAAAUGAAAUUUCUUCUGGUUCUGGCCUGCUUUGUCCUUUAUGUGUCCCUCACAUGUGCCCAGAAUAGCUGCGUCGGUCGUCCUAGUGGCCAACUGAACUGCCUCGGGGGUAAGCAUGAAGGACGCGGAGGACGCCAAUGCCGAAGCAGUGCAAUGGACGAAAUGUGGUACUGGGACCAGAGAUCCAGGAGGUGCAUGAAGAUGAAGUAUCUUGGAUGUGGCGGCAACCAAAACCGCUACUGCUCCCUGAGGCACUGUCAAAGGUCGUGUCCCUAAACUCGUAUAUUUGUAAUAUUUUUACCCUGUUUGAUAAUACGUCUUUGCUUCAGUUUUAUCCAAUGUAAUAUGUUAAACAAUAAGAUUAUAAUAAACAAUUAAUUACUCUCUAAAAAAA